AUGGCUUCAGUUUAUGAUCCGGCAGAUGGGUUUAUCUACAAUAGUUCUGACUUAUUUAUGAUGAAUUACACAUCACCAAUAUGGGACAGGCGGAAUGUGUUGGCAGCAACUUUCAUCGGCGUUCUGGCAGUCAUCGGAAUUGUUGGGAACUCACUGGUAGUGUACAUCGUACUUAGACGUCGUGACAUGCACACAGUUACUAAUAUGUAUAUUAUGAAUCUUGCUAAGGCAGACAUAUGCUUCUUAUUAGUGUGUGCUAUACCGGCAGCUUCUCAACUGGCUAAUGGAGGAGUUUGGCAUUUCGGCGAAUUCAUGUGCCGUUUUACAGUAUACAUACAAAGCGUUGCCGUGCAAGCCGCGUGUGGGACACUGGUGAUCAUGACUCUUGAUCGCUAUUUUGUCAUCUCCAAUCCGUUGAGGUCGAGGGCAAGAAGGACUAAGAGAUCUGUAGUAACAAACAUUGGAUGCAUUUGGUUAGCUUCGUUCGUGAUGCACAUACCAAUAGCUGUGUACACAGAAGUUCUAAUCGACCCUUACUACUUAACUCCAGUGCCGACAUUUGUGUAUUUCAUGUACAGAACUGAUUAA
Messenger RNA from Saccoglossus kowalevskii, 588 nucleotides. Its product is annotated as G protein-coupled receptor 54-like. Lineage: Eukaryota; Metazoa; Hemichordata; Enteropneusta; Harrimaniidae. Gene Ontology annotation, biological process: G protein-coupled receptor signaling pathway. Gene Ontology annotation, cellular component: plasma membrane. The record is from RefSeq and is a predicted model, not a curated record. Gene Ontology annotation, molecular function: neuropeptide Y receptor activity.